CAAUCAGCGGUCAUUCUCACGGUAUCACUUGAUAGGAGAGAAGCUAAAGUGUUGAUCAUUUUGUUCCGCGCAAAAAUGAAAGCAGUGAAAUUCAAUUAUUCUGGUUUGAUGUGUCCUGUGUUCACGGCAUUUGCCAAUGACAGCAAACGAACGAUUCGUUACGAUGUGAUUGAUAAAUAUGCCUCUUGGUUGAAACAACGCGGUAUCCACGGAGUGCUCGUCAAUGGUACAACCGGUGAAGGUGUUUGCCAACGAGUUGAAGAACGCAAGCACAAUUUCGAAGAGUGGUUGAAGUCAUGUCGCAAACACAAUCUCAAGUGCAUGGUUCAAGUGGGAGGUACGGGCGUUUCCACUGUUCAUGAUUUGGCUGAACAUGCUGAGGAAAAAGGAGCCGAUGCUGUCCUUUGCUUGCCCGAACUCUUUUUCAAGCCAACAUGCGAAGAGGAUUUGGUCGACUAUUUGAAAAAAGUCGCUGAACAUUGUCCAACACGACCAUUAUUCUACUAUCACUUCCCAGCAUUCAGCAAAGUCAACUUGCUAAUGCCGAGACUGUGUGACUUAGCAGAAAAGCAAAUCCCAACAUUCAAUGGAAUAAAGUUUACCAGCAACGAUUUGAACGAAGGUGUUGCCUGUUUGAAACCCGGUCGAAAAGUGUUCCUCGGAUCAAAUACAAUUUUUCUCGCUGCUUUGACUCAAGGAUUUGACUCGGGCAUUUUGAUUUCUUUGAAUGUCUUCCCCGAAAUGGCACAGGAAAUCUUGGCGGCCGUACAGGAAAAUCGAUGGGCCGACGCUCAGGCAACACAAUUGAAACUGACGAAACGGUUUAAUGAAUGUGGCGCCGCAUUGAAAGAUGAAUUCAAUCGUAUGAACAGCGAUUUUGCAUGCGGCCCAGCAAGAAAGCCAUUACUCAAUUUGAAUAAAAAAUAAAUGAUUAAAGUGAAUGCAUCUAUCACGAAUGGAUUGAUCGAUAACAACAACGAUAACCACAUUCUAUAUUUUAUACAGAAACUUCUUUUGAUCUACUUUUCAAGAGUCAAUAAACGAUACAAUUUCACUGACGUGGGACUGAUAAGAGUGUUUUGUUUGUUGUUGACAAGCUUUGAAAAAACAAACUCAAACAACAAAAUGGAAACAAAAGGAAAAGAACAAAAAUCUGUACAAAAAUGUUUUGAUAUUACUUUGAAUGAACUACCUACAUAAUAAUCUUUAAUUAUCAGCUCAAAAUGUGUAUUUUAUGUUUUCUUUUACAUGUAAAUGUAUUUACAUAUCGACUACUUAACCCAUUUUAAGCUACAUUUGCGUGGCAACACAAUUAUUUUAUAAAUCCAAAUAUUUAUAAUUCGGUUCAAAUUUACUUCAAUUCAAAUAAUUCUUUGUGAUUCCAUUAGCAUACUUCUAUAUUAAACGUAAUGAAGUGUCUCCUUUGGGUACGACGAAUUUAAGUUCCACUAUUUCGUAUACAAAAUAACUUAACCAUAUUAUAUACUCAUGGCAUAAAAUGAUUGCAUAAAUUGAUACACAAACCCAACGCUUUGUCGGCGAAAUUUUAUUCUUUGUUCAGAUAUCUGUAUUUUAUUUGCUCAGUGUAAGCCGUAUUUGACUCGACUUAGAAUAAAUAUUAAAAGAAAUGAGCAAUUACAUUAUUAUUAUACGAUAUGAAUUUGAAUAUAAAAAUCCUGUUUUGAGUAGAAUUAAGAACAAAAAUUACUGGUCGAAUGAAAAGAUGAAUGUGGAUUUUAUUUAUUUUUGAGUUUUCGAUGUCAUCGCUGCCUCACAUAAAUAUUUUCAAAGAAAUUACUUGAAAUUUUGAAGUAU
This is a messenger RNA of Sitodiplosis mosellana (orange wheat blossom midge), 1815 nucleotides long. Its product is annotated as N-acetylneuraminate lyase-like. The record is from RefSeq and is a predicted model, not a curated record. Gene Ontology annotation, molecular function: N-acetylneuraminate lyase activity; 4-hydroxy-tetrahydrodipicolinate synthase activity. The transcript has 3 exons. Gene Ontology annotation, biological process: N-acetylneuraminate catabolic process. NCBI's taxonomy places the organism in Eukaryota, Metazoa, Arthropoda, Insecta, Diptera, Cecidomyiidae. Bases 76 to 927 code for a protein of 283 amino acids.